AUGGUGAGCGCCACCGUAGCCCGGAAUAUCGUCGGCAUUGUUGGUAAUGUCAUCUCCUUCGGCCUCUUCUUCUCCCCACUACCAACAUUUUGGAAAAUCAUUAAGAACAAGUCCGUCGAGAAGUUCAAGCCUGAUCCCUAUAUCGCUACCGUACUAAAUUGUAUGUUUUGGAUCUUUUAUGGAAUGCCAUUUGUCCAUUCAGAUAGUAUUUUGGUUGUCACCAUUAAUGGCAUUGGCCUCGUUAUCGAACUUGCGUAUUUGGCCAUAUUUGUUCUUUUUGCUGAUAACAAAAGACAGGUGGGUAUCUGUCUUCUGAUUGAAGUCAUAUUCGUGGCCAUUGUUGUUGUCAUAACCAUGUUAGUUUUGCACGAAACCAAAAAUAGAUCACUGAUGGUUGGAAUAAUUUGUGACAUCUUUAACAUCAUGAUGUAUGUUUCUCCUCUAACCAUCAUGAAAAAUGUGAUAAUGACAAAGAGUGUCAAGUAUAUGCCAUUUACUCUUUCUUUGGCCAACUUUUUCAACGGUUGCAUCUGGACAACUUAUGCACUUAUUAAGUUUGAUAUAUAUAUGAUGAUAAGUAAUGGUGUUGGAGCCGUCUCAGGUUUUCUCCAACUAGUUCUAUAUGCAUAUUACUCAUUGUGGGGUUCAAAAGAUGAAGAAAAUACAGAGAAAAGAUCACACAAUAGAAUCGAACUCUCCCCCAUGAAAGCUGGACAAUAUGAAGUCUAA
Momordica charantia (bitter melon) is the source of this 729-nucleotide messenger RNA. RefSeq names its product bidirectional sugar transporter SWEET5-like. Gene Ontology annotation, biological process: carbohydrate transport. Gene Ontology annotation, molecular function: sugar transmembrane transporter activity. Gene Ontology annotation, cellular component: membrane. The record is from RefSeq and is a predicted model, not a curated record. Lineage: Eukaryota; Viridiplantae; Streptophyta; Magnoliopsida; Cucurbitales; Cucurbitaceae.